This is a messenger RNA of Acanthosepion pharaonis, 879 nucleotides long. NCBI's taxonomy places the organism in Eukaryota, Metazoa, Mollusca, Cephalopoda, Sepiida, Sepiidae. The record is from the annotation of a GenBank genome assembly.
AUGCUUAUUACUCUCCCUCGCUCUCUCUCUCUCUCACUCUCUCCCUUUAUAUCUCAUUCUCUCUUUUUUUUCUCUCUAGUUCGUUUGUUGUUUCUUGUUCAAUGCCUCUCCCAAAUUCUCCCCCCUCUCUCUCUCUCUCUCUCUCUCUCUCUAUAUAUAUAUAUCUACGCUCUUUUAAUGUUUUCUCAAUGUCUGACAUUUCUCUCUAGGUUGAUAAGCCGUAAAAAUACAUAUCAAUCAAUCGUUUUUCAUGCGAUUCAAUUCUUUUUCAUUCUCUUUCGUUCUCUUUCCAACUCUUAUUUUGCUUUUCACCGUUUUCAUUUUCUCUCCUUCUUUCAUUCUUUCAAACUUUCCCCUCGAUUUCUUCCUCUUCUCUCUUGCUAUUUUCAUCAACAUCUCACCUUAAUUUCUAUCACUCCUCAUCCCCGUUUUCUUCUCUUUGCACACUCUUUCUUUCUUUCUUUCUUCUUCUUCUUCUUCUUCUUCUUCUUCUUCUUCUUCUUCUUCUUCUUCUUCUUCUUCCCACCCUUUUCUAUUCUUCUCCAGAUUUCUUCCUCAUCUCACCUUAACUUCUAUCACUCUUCAUCCUCAUUUUCUUCUCUUUUCUCUCUGUUUCUUUCUUUCUUUCUUUCUUUCUUUCUUUCUUUCUUUCUUUCUUUCUUUCUUUCUUCUUCUUCUUCUUUCUCCCCACCCUUUCUAAUUCUUCUCCAGAUUUCUCCCUCAUCUCUCUUGUUAUGUUACCCGCCGUCUCUGUUACUUGACCGAAUAUUUUUCCUUGCUUCCCCUUCCCGCAUUUCUGUCGUCUGCUUCGCUUAUCCUUUUGAUAAUUUCAUAUUUUCUAUCUAUCAAUCAGCGUUGUUUUUGCUUUUUCUAUUGUGA